CAUGCCACACUUUAUGAUGCAAGUACCAACAUAAUAAUAUUAUCCCCCCCGUUUUUUUUUUCUCGCUUCCCCCCCCAAACAACCGCGAAUACCUUACUUUACCGGUAUGUACCGCAACUUGAACCAUCUCCUCCCUGCCCUGUUCUUUUCCAUUCUCUACACCCAUCGUUCCUUCCCCCUUCGAGGUGGAGCCUUGUUUCCCGUCAGUGGUACAUGCAAAUAGACGGUGCGUCUUGGGUUGGGCUGAUUGCACUGCAGCCUCUGAAAACCAGCUUACUCUCUCCCUUGUGCAUCUGCUACUCCUCCCAAAAGCAUCCCAGGGCAAGGGCCUCAGAGGAGCGUGCGGCGAAAACUGGAAUACAGUAUAAGACCUGGGCUUUUCCCCUGACUUUUCUCCCCUUUUCUUCCUCUCCGAACUUGACUUUAAGAUGUCAUUGUUUGGAUAGCCGGCUUUUUUUCUUUUCUUUACCUUUCUUUUCUCUUUUCGGAAUUUCAUCGUGCGAAAGGCUGAAGGACUUUUUACCUGUUGCUCCCGGUCAUGUCGCAAGAAUUUGCCAUGGAAGCUGGAGCUGUCACGGUUACUGCUCGAAAGGGGGAGGAGGCGGCAGGGUUGGCAGCUGUCAAGGAUAUUGUGUUUGGUUCUGUGAGUCGCAGUUUACUACUACGUUAUCCUCGAAGGGUAGAAGUGGAUAGAGGGCUAAUAGCGGAACAGUUCGCCGGAAUGAUCGGAAAAAUAAUAGAAUACCCCUUCGACACCGUCAAGGUUAGACUGCAAUCUCAACCGGACGACCAACCAUUGCGUUACCGCGGGCCUCUAGAUUGCUUCAAUCAGAGCUUCAAGCAGGACGCUUUCCGUGGGUUAUAUCGCGGCAUCUCACCGCCGCUCAUAGGUGCUGCGGCGGAGAAUUCAGCCCUUUUUUUUAGUGUUCGUUUAUCCCCCGCCGCUGCUACCCCUUCUCGUGAUGGGCGUGUGUGUGUGCUGAAUGGAGAGGGUGGGGGAGGGAGGAAUAGUACAAUAUCGCCCAAAACCUCGUGCGGAAAUCAUUCUAUCCAUCCCUUGAGAAGGAAGACGAUCUCCCCGUCGGUGCGUUGGCGUUCUGCGGUGCGGCUAGCGGUGCUUUCACAUCUUUCAUACUCACUCCCAUCGAACUCAUAAAGUGCAAGAUGCAAGUGCAAACUGUUGGCAUUACACGUCCGGCAAUUCCCGGCAUGCUCCCUUCCCCGCAAUUCAGUGCUGGCUCUUCAACAGCAGGCAUACACACGAUAUCACCGGCGAAAUUAGCUGGACCUGUAACCCUUCUCGGUGAGGUUCACAGGGCCUACGGCUUGAAGGGGCUCUGGCACGGCCACGUUGGUACCUUCCUUCGAGAGACUGGAGGUUCGGCAGCAUGGUUCGGAUUAUACGAGCACAUCUCCAAAGUGUUCAGGAAGUGGCGGGGUAGGAACAGCAAUACUGCUGGGGAAAUGAUGGCUGCCGGAGCUGCUGGUUUGUUCUUUCCUACCCGCGGCCUCCUCUGGAGAAUAUGAGCUGAUGGAAGGAGACAGCCGGCGUAAGCUACAACUUCAUAUUCUUCCCCGCAGACUCUGUCAAGUCCCGGAUGCAAACUGAAGCCAUCGGGAUCCGAGGUGACAGGAAGGGGUUUGUACAGGUUGCUAUGGGAAUGUACCGUGCUAGCGGGAUCAGAGGGCUGUAUCGUGGGUGUGGAUUGACGUGCAUGAGGAGUGCACCUUCGUCGGCGGUGAUUUUUUUGGUGUAUGAGAGCAUGAAGAAGUACUUUGGGUAGUCAUUAGUGGUACGUUGGUGGGUGGUCGGUUGGUUGUUAUUAGAUGGGCGUUUCUUUCUUUCUUGCUCUGCUAUAUUUCGCUAUAUUACGUUUUGUGCUUCUGGAUAUCGGGCGGGGUUUUUCCUUUAGAUAGAUAAAUCUCAGGUUCCAUUGUUCG
Tuber aestivum (summer truffle) is the source of this 1941-nucleotide messenger RNA. The record is from the annotation of a GenBank genome assembly. NCBI's taxonomy places the organism in Eukaryota, Fungi, Ascomycota, Pezizomycetes, Pezizales, Tuberaceae.